GCUAGCGGGUCGGACUUUUCAGCAUCAGGGCUGUCUUGGCCAAGCCCGCGAGAUGCGAGCGAGCGAGCGCCUGGCCAGGGUCUUUUUUGUCAUCGGGUUUUGUCCCCCUUUGCUUUGCGAUCUGGACGUUUAAAAAACCUGCUACCUGGCGCAUAGCCCCAGCUGGCACUUGACGCCAAAAAUGGAUCGAUGCCGCCAGCGGUCGUGGCGUAGCAAACCCGCUCCUCUCAGGCUGAAGAAUUCUUUGUGUCCUGCUAGCGCUACAACAGCGAUUGAGCCCUUCCCAAUCGGGAAAAUUUGCAGAGACACCCAAUCCUUCCCGAUUCCACCACCCCAGAUCCCUGCCGCGUUGAACCUCGAAUCUGCGGAGACGGCACAUAUUUCAUCGUUGCCUCCUUUUUUUUCUUUCCCUCACCUCACGAUACCCCUAUUGUUCCUUCUAGGUUCCAGCCUCACCUCCGACUGACAAAGCAGCUCGACGGCGGACGAACUAGGUAUCAACGCGCCACAGGACAUAGGCAGCAGGCGCAGAGCAGCUGAGAAGGAGUGCGCCUCUCGAGAUCUCACCCUUUGCCAAGGGGUACUAGAAGAUACAGACCAACACUCAGGCAGGCAGAUACCGAAAGAGUCCUCUAGCCCCAUCCAGUCACCAGACGCUGCGGAAGGAUGAGCGCGGGACGCAACAGCAUGGAUGGUAGAGGUGUGGCGGUCCCUGCGGACAUGACGACAUUCAGCCCUACCAGUCUAUCGUCGGCUCCCUCUCCGAGAGCCGCGACACCUCCAAGCCCUCGCGAGGAUAGCAGGCCUGCUAUAAAGAAGGAGCGAGAGCCCGGGUCCUGUAGGAGUUCCCGCUCACCAUCACCAUCAAGCAACAGCAACCACAGCAACCAAAACAAGCAAUCUCCGACGCACGCCUCCUACUCCUCCACAGCACUCAACCCAUUCAACCUCCUACUACAAUCCAUCACCCACACGAAACCCAGCAUCAACGACACCAUGUCUUCUCAGGGCGGCUCCGGUUCCGGCUCGGGCUCGGGCUCGGGUGGCUCGCAGUGGAACCCCAUCCUCUCCCAUGGCUCUGCCAUUGGCAUUGUCAAACCCAAUGUUGUCUUUGACGUCUACGGCAACCCCCAGGGCUCUUCGGGCGGAUCAGGCCGCGGGUCUUCUUCAUCGGGCUCGAACCGCGGCUCGUCUGGUGGCGGGUCCAGGCGCUGAGCGCAGGCUUCUCUAUCAUACUCGGCGCUGGCCCGGAAUAGCCAGGAUGGGCAAGACUGCCAACCCCCUCGGUGAUCUUGCCUGAUCCCAUCCGUGGCUUCACCGAACCCUUUUUUUCUUCCCGACUAUUACUCCAGCAACUCGAUCUUGUCAGCACACGCGGAACGGAACAUCUUUAUGACUUAGCGAUUUUCUGCCUUGUCUCAAGCCUCUGUCGUUCGUUUCCAGCAUUCCGGAUGACUUUCCUUCACACACUAGCUUAUUCCCUUGCACCACCCUCAACCUCAUCACCCGAACCUGUAAAGACUGGUUCUUUGCCCAAUAUCCAGAUCCAGAGAUAUGGCGUGCAAAUAACGGCUAAUUACCGCCGCAAGGUUUCUUGGGCCUUGAUCUGAGUUUCCCUGCCUCUCUUUGAUUUCUCUUGGGGAAUCGUUUAGGGUUUAUUCGGACAAGGUGCCUAGGGAAAAGGUGCCUAAUCACUGGAUCUUUGGCUGCCCUCCAACUAGAUUGCAUUUAUUUUGUAUUCCCUCUUACUUUCUUGCACUCCUUCCAUUUCUUUGUACCGACACUCGCUAGCGAGUCUCUGCAUGGCAUCUUUAUAGAUAGGCAACGUCCAGACGUACCAUUAGAAUAGCCCAUAGCAAUCUCCUACACUAUCAUUUUCCUCAA
Molecule: messenger RNA, 1884 nt
Organism: Gaeumannomyces tritici R3-111a-1
Lineage: Eukaryota; Fungi; Ascomycota; Sordariomycetes; Magnaporthales; Magnaporthaceae
Exons: 2
Coding region: 667-1215 (182 amino acids)
Source: RefSeq, a predicted model, not a curated record